Emiliania huxleyi CCMP1516 is the source of this 3375-nucleotide messenger RNA. RefSeq lists its product as hypothetical. The transcript has a single exon. Lineage: Eukaryota; Haptophyta; Isochrysidales; Noelaerhabdaceae. The record is from RefSeq and is a predicted model, not a curated record. Gene Ontology annotation, molecular function: serine-type endopeptidase activity. Bases 1 to 3375 code for a protein of 1124 amino acids. Gene Ontology annotation, biological process: proteolysis.
AUGACGGCCAUCCCGCUGCACACGCUCUUCUCCAAGGCCGAAGCGGCCGCGGUCAAGGUCUCGCCAAACGCCAAAUACCUCGCGUGGAUGGCGAGGACCAAUGGCGGCGCGCUAAAUCUCUUCUGCGCGUCGCUGCCCUUGCGUCCGCCAAGCAACGUCAACAGCGGCAUCCCCGGCGGCCGUCAGCUGACCGCGUGCCAGAGUCGUGACAUCUGCUUCUACUUCACCUUCACCCGUGACGACUCCCGCAUCCUCUACCUGCGUGAAACGGAGCACGGCAGCGAGCUGUAUCACCUGUACGCCAUCGACAUUGAGCAGACGCAGGCACCCUUGAGCGGUGGUGGCAUCGAUCUGCUGGCGGCGCAUCCAAAAGUCACGUGCUGCGUCGGCUUCGUUGGCGGCCUGCAGCUCUGGCUGCCGAGAAGCGACCCCAACAUCGCCAUCAUCUCCACGGGUCGAGGCUCGCUGCUCUGGGAUCUCAGCGAGCUCAACCUCGCCUCGGGCUCGCUGCGCACCGUUGCGGCCAACCCGGCGAGCACGUGGCUCGGCAUUGCUCGACUCCUCGCCGCGCUGCUGCUGCACAUAAUCCUCGUCGUCGUGUGCCGCGUGCUGGAGAUGAUCACCCUGGGGCUCGCUACGCCGGUCCUUCGCGCCGUCCAAUACUUAGCUCCGCCACCGGCGGCGCCCGUCCAAUACUUUGUCGACCGUAGUGGCACGCUCAUUGGGAUCGCCUCGGCGGCCCUAGGCCUGCCCAGCGGCGAGAAGAGCCGAGUGCCGUGGCCGCCAGGCGUCGCGCUGCGCUUCACGAAGCGCCUGCGCCGCGGCGGCUUCGCGCCCGUCUGCGCCGACAUCCCCUUUAGCGAUCUCAACAUGCAGCUCGUAGGGUCUGGCGCCGCCUCCGGCCGGCUGCGUCUCGUGCGCGUGGGCGAGGGCGACGCGGUCGCCAUCCACACGUGCGACACGGCGGAUACCACGGCGUACGUGCGCUUCGACAGCUCCGAGGCCCCGCCCGCCAUCCUCGCGCAGAGCCCGCGUGCCGACAUCUCGGGCUUUUACGAUUCGCCGCUCAGCGGGGAGCUCGAGGCGAUCGUGGUGACCGCGCAGCGGAGCGAGGUGGUGCCACUCAGCGAGGGCGGCCGUCGGCUGCAGGCGGAGCUCGCGCGCGUGCGUGCCGCGAUCGACGACGCGAACACCGCGGGCGGCGCUGACGAGACACUCGAGCUGAGCAUCGCCUCACGCAGCCUGGCAGACGACGUAUGGGUCGUUCGCAGCCAGUCGGACACCGCGCCCGCGACCUUCUGGCUCCUCGCUCCGUACACGUCGGGCAGCCCUCGCGAGCUCCUCUGCGCGCGCCCGGCGCUGCGCGGCCUCUCUGCGGCCCUCUCGCCCAUGGCGGCGGUCAGUAUCCCCGCGCGCGACGGCGAGCAGCUGCCAGGCUACUUGACGCUCCCGCGUGCGCACCAACGGCUGUGGUCCGCCGGCGCCUCCGACGCUUCUUCCACCCCACCACCACCGCCGCUCGUCCUCUGCAUCCACGGCGGGCCCAACGAGCGCGACUACGCGGGCUUCGACCCGUGGGUGCAGCUCCUCGCGGCGCGGGGCAUGGCGGUGCUCUCAGUCGACUAUCGCGGCUCGACGGGGUAUGGGCGGCGCUUCUGUAACCUGGCGCACGGCAACGUGCGCGGCAUGCACGAGGACGUGGAGGAUGCACGCCGAUGGGCCGUGGCCACUGGCCUCGCCGCGCCCCACCGGAUCGCCAUCCUUGGGGCCAGCUGGGGCGGCUACCUGGCACUGGGCGGUGCGACCGAGGUGGCGGCGGCCACCACCGCGUCGGACGACGACGCGGCGGCCUCACCGCGCUACGCGGCUGUCGUCGCUAUCGUGCCGCUCGUCGCCGUUGGCGCCGCAAAUACGUCGCCCGCGUUCCGCAGCGACCCGCUCGUUGCGCAGUAUUGGAGGCAGCUCUACGGCCCCAGUGUGGCUAAGGACGUCAAGGCCGCAGCCGCGCUCUCGCCGCUGCAUCGCCUCGAGAAUCUCGACAAGGCGGUGAAGCUGCUGCUCGUGCACGGCGAGCGCGAUCCGAGGGUGCCGCGCGAGCACGGCGACGCGGUCGCGGCGGCGGCCAUGCGCGCUGGCCUCGCCGGUGCACACCUGACCUAUGCGCGAGAGGGCCACGCCAUCCGUCGCGAGCCCAACGUGCUGCACAUGUGGCAUGCGAUCGAGCGCUUCCUGUGUGACGCCUUCGCGCUGCCCGCACCGCCAGCGGUGGAGGCGCGCUUGUUCCAAGGCAACACGUGCACCGUGCAGUGGGACAGCGUCGGCGUGUAUGGAAUGUGCGAGGAGGAGAAGGCCGAUGCGGAGAAGACCUUGGCAUACUUGGCUUGGCGCCAUCCUCGCCUCGCUUCCUAUGACCCGCCACCAAGCGGCACUGUCUCUUCAUCAGCGUCGUCUUCGCCGCCGACAAAGGCUCCGCGUGUCGACGCUCUCGUCGUCCACGGCAACUCGAUGGUCGCGUGCCCUCUCGGAGCGGCCGACCUCUUUGUUGACGUGCUCUAUCCAGCGGGCUGCCGCGCUGUGAUUUUGACGGGUGGUGUCGGCCGCGAAACGCCACCCCUUUGGCUUGAGCUUGCGUCCCGCGGGCUCAAGCCGCUCUUCUCUUCCGAGCAUGGUGGUGGUUCUGCACCGCCGUGGUCGAAUGACCGUCCGCCUGCGCACGUGGCUCUGCCCGCCCAAGGCAUCUCCUCGAAGCCGGUGCUCGACGGCUUUGAUCUCACUCUCGCGCCCGAGGCGCUGCGCGCAUACGCGAGCGAGGCGGACGUGUUCCUCGAGCUCUUCCUCUCGCGCUGCCGCGAGCGCGGCCUGGGAGACUGUGUCGCUUUUGGAGGCAACCCGAUGGCCGACGGCAAAGACGACACGGCCACCGCCAGCCGUCGCCGUGACGGCGGCACCGCCUACGUGUAUCUCGAGACGGCGUCCACGCACACGGGCACGAACGUCGAGUUCUCACGCGCGACGCUGCGCGUGCUCGGGCUCGACGAUCAGACGGCAGCGGUUGCCGUCGUGCAGCAGCCUCAGCUUCAUCUGCGCACCUGCCUCACCUGGCAGAAGCAGACCGGCAGGCAGCCGCUCGGAUGGACCGUGCGCCCGACUGAGGCGGCUGUCGGUCGCAGCUUUGCCGAACAGCUUCGGUACGCCCUCGGCGAGGUCCGGCGUAUUCCGGCGUACGCCAAGGCGGACAAGGCCUUCUGCGUGAUGCCCGAUGACUUUCCGCACGAGGCGGCGCGCAGGCUGGAGGAGCUGGAGCCCACGAUACAGGCGGCGCUCGACCUCGAGGUCGCCGCGAAGGCAAGGGGAAGCGCGGCGGCGAAGGCGUGA